Rhagoletis zephyria (snowberry fruit fly) is the source of this 774-nucleotide messenger RNA. The record is from RefSeq and is a predicted model, not a curated record. NCBI's taxonomy places the organism in Eukaryota, Metazoa, Arthropoda, Insecta, Diptera, Tephritidae.
AUGACCAUCAGGAAGACCUGGGCGCGGGAGGCGAAGGAGGCUAAUUUGAAGGUCAUCUUCGUCAUCGGCAUUCCGCCAAAUGCUACCACACAGGCGGAAAUCAAACGAGAGGCGGCCACCUACGGCGACCUGCUCCAGUUCGCCUUCACCGAGAACUACUUCAACAUCACCCUGAAGGCGAUCGCCGAGCUGAACUGGUCGGCACGGCACUGCAACGGCAGCGCCUACCUCCUCCGCGUCGACGACGACGUGAUAGUCAAUGUGCCACGCCUCUCGGCGGCCAUCGCCGAGGGCAAGUUCCGCCCCGGUCUGACCGGCCAGGUGGAGGUCACUGAGGCUCAUCGAGAGCCGGCGCACAAGUGGUACAUGCCGCCGCGGUACUACCACGCCGACUCCUACACCUUCAUCAAGGGCUUCGGCUACCUGCUCAGCACAGACCGCCUGCCGAAGCUGCUCGCCUCCAUGGGCCGCUACCGGGGCUUCGUCCUCGACAUCGACGACGUCUACGUGACAGGCGUGCUGGCCGAUUACGCGAAAAUUGACCGCCACCACGACGUCGGCUUUCGCCACUACUGCGGCGGCGAUGUGUGCGUCCUCGAGAGCAGUCUCGUCAUCUACGGGUGCGCCUUCAGCGCCGAGGCGGAGGCGAUGUACGAGGAGUGGAAGCGGGAGGCGGCCAGCAAGGACUGCGGCAAUGAGGUGGACGGAGGAUCGGUGGCAGAAACGGAAACGACUAGUCCCAAUAAUAAUAGUACCGAAGUGGGCGAGCCCUGA